Molecule: messenger RNA, 4580 nt
Organism: Drosophila biarmipes
Lineage: Eukaryota; Metazoa; Arthropoda; Insecta; Diptera; Drosophilidae
Gene: glu
Product: structural maintenance of chromosomes protein 4
Exons: 5
Coding region: 108-4313 (1401 amino acids)
Biological process (GO): mitotic chromosome condensation
Cellular component (GO): chromosome
Molecular function (GO): ATP binding; protein binding; ATP hydrolysis activity
Source: RefSeq, a predicted model, not a curated record
CUGCAAUUAGCGUCCUAUUUUUUGUUGGCGCCCGAAAAAAGUUAUUUGUAAUUGGCGGCCUCGGCUUGGUUCAAUCCACUCCUGGUUUUCUCCACAAAGGACACAAGAUGCAGAAGGCGCGUCCCAGCAAGGGCACGCCCAAGGCGGUGGGCGGCGGACGCCAGAGCGGCCAGUUCCGGGUGCCGCAGCUAACUGCCCAGCAAUUGCGGGCACAGCAACAGCAGCAGGAGGAGGAGGACGCGGGCAUGGACGCCCUGGACGAUGCCCUGAUCUUCGACGACGAGGAGGGCGGCACCCGCAUCGGCGACAUAUACAUCCCGCCGCCGGUGCCGCCACAUUGCUCCAUGGAGAGCGUGGGGCCGCGACUGAUCAUCGCCAAGAUCGUGAAUCGGAAUUUCAAGAGCUACGCCGGCGAGGUGGAGCUGGGUCCCUUCCAUCAGAGCUUCACGGCCAUCAUUGGGCCGAAUGGCAGUGGCAAGAGCAACGUCAUCGACUCCAUGAUGUUCGUCUUCGGCUGCCGCGCCAAUCGCAUCCGCUGUAAGCGCGUCUCCACGCUCAUCCACUCCUCCUCGAGAUUCCCCAAUCUGCGCAGUUGCUCGGUGGCCGUGCACUUCAAGCAGAUCGUGGACAAGGGCGAUGGCACCUGCGAGGAUGUACCCGACUCCAGCAUUGUCAUCGAACGCACUGCCAUGGCGGACAACUCGUCCUACUACACGGUCAACGACAAGCGGGCCCAGCUCAAGGAUGUGGCCAAGCUGCUGAAGAAACACCAUGUGGAUCUGGAGCACAAUCGAUUCCUCAUCCUCCAGGGCGAGGUGGAGUCGAUUGCCAUGAUGAAGCCCAAGGGGCAGACGGAGAACGAAACGGGAAUGCUGGAGUAUCUGGAGGACAUUGUGGGCACCCAACGCUACAUUCGCCCACUGCAGCAGAUAAACCAGAGGGUCGAUCAGCUCACCGACGAUCGAACCGAGAAGCACAACCGCUGUAAGCUAGCCGAGCGCGAAAUGAAGGACCUGGAGCAGCCGUUCAACGAGGCCGUCGACUAUCUGAAGAAGGAGAACGAGCUGGUGCGGACCAAGUCCUUCCACAUCCAGAAGAUCGUCAGCAUCAAGAAGAGCAAGCUGGAGCAGUACACCCAGGAGCAUGAGGCCUGUGUGGAGGAGAUGAAAGCCCACGACGAGGGAACUGCUGCCCUGAAACAAGAACGCGCCGAGAAGGAGACCAUCAUUCGGAAGGAAAUUGAAGCCUACGAAUCUCUGGUGAAGAAGCGCGAACAAAUCAAGAAGAGGCUGGUGACCGUCGAGAGUGCUCACACCGAGAUUCAAAGCACCAUGGAGAACACUAACAAACAGCGCAAGAAGGACAAGGCCCAGAUAGAGAAGAACGAGAAGGAGCUGGAGGAUCUGCACAAGUUGCCGGAGAAAAAUCAGCGAGAGAUCGAAGAUUGUAACAAAAAACUGGAGGAGCUGGAGAAGAGUAAGGCGGCGCUGAGUGAGGAGCUCGAAAAAAAACAGGCCGAGCUGACGGAAACCACGGCCCCAUUGACCGAGAAGCGGCUGAAGCUCAGUGAUGAGCUGGUGGGGCUCAAGGAGAAGGUCAACACGGCCAAGGGAGAGCUGCAGGUGAUCGAGUCGCAGCUCAAGAUUCUCAAACAGGCCGAGACCACCGAGACUAGGAAGUAUGAGACCCUGAAGAGCUCCUACGAACAGUCGCAGAAGAGUCUGGAGGAGAAGGUGACCAGGGUGGACGAGCUGAAGGAGAGCAUUCCACGCAUGAAGAGCGAAAUAGCCAACAAGACAGCGGAAGUGGAUAAAAUGGUCAAGGAGGAGCGCAACCUGUCCAUGCAGUGCAACAAGCUCAGGACGGAGAUCAACGAGCGUUCGCGGGUCAUGCAGGCCCAGCGCUCUAACAACAAAGUCCUUGACUUCCUCAUGCGCAUGAAGACGGAGGGAAAAAUCCCAGGCAUUCUGGGCAGGCUGGGCGACUUGGGCGGCAUAGAUGCCAAGUACGAUGUGGCCAUUUCAACCGCCUGUGGCCGCUUGGACAACAUUGUCACGGACAACUAUGACACUGCCUCGGCGGCCAUUGGUGCCCUGAAGGAGUACAAUGUGGGCAGAGCCACUUUCAUUACACUGGACAAGAUUGAGCACCUUCGUCGCGAGGCCAAUUCCAGGAUAAAUACACCAGAGAACGUUUCUAGGCUCUAUGAUCUGGUCAAGGUUGAGGACGACCGGGUAAGAACCGCCUUCUAUUUCUCCCUGCGGAACACACUGGUGGCCGACGAACUGGAGCAGGGCACCCGCAUUGCCUACGGCCGAGAACGGUUCCGCGUGGUAACCCUAAAGGGUGAGAUGAUCGAGAUGACGGGCGCCAUGUCUGGUGGCGGCAACCGCCCCAUUCGCGGCAAAAUGGGCACCCAGGUGCGCACGAAGACGGCCGAAUCGGCGGAUAGCUCGCAAAUGUCGCAGAAGGCUCUGGAGGACAUGCAGAUUCAGGCAGAGGAGCUGCAGACGCGUGUCAACUACUGCCAGGAGCAGCAGGGUAGUCUGGAGCGCGAGAUUCAAACCCUUAGAAACACCCAGCAGCGAGACGAGGCGGAGUACAAGCGGCUGGUGGUGAGCAUUACCUCGCUAGAGCAACAGAUGGCCAGCAAUCUGAAGCAGUGCGAGGCGCAGCGCCAGCGGAUGCUCAAAAAGACAACGGACGAGGGGGCCGUCAGAGAGCGGGAGGAGCAAAUAGAAGCAGCGAAGCAAGAGCUGGAGCAGGCACAGUUCGCCGAGCAGGCUGUCUCCAGCCAAAUCGACGAGAUCCAGACGCAGUACGAGACCAUGAGAAACGAAAAUGUCAAGCCUGUGCAGGCCAAGAUCAAGAAGGUGGGCAACCAGAUCGAGAAGCUGGCCGCCAAUGUGCGCUCUCUGAAUGUGGCCCUGGCCUCUGCGGAUCGUAACAUACAAAAAAUCACCGGAAACAAUAAUAAUCUGCGGGAAAACAUAAAAGCGGCGGAGGAAAAGUUAAAAGCAUUGUGCGAGGACCGCCAGAAAUGUCAGGAAAAACAGGAGGAGCUGGAGAAGGAAGCCGAGGAAGCGGAAGCAGCCAUAGAAGGGGCCAAAUCCCAAUCUUCGGAUAUCAAAAAACAAAUAGAUGAGCUCACCAAGGAGGAAAACAAAAGAAAUUUAGAGCGCGUUGAAAUAGAUACAAAGCUACAGGCGGCUGCGGUGAAGAUGAACAAGGUCAAAUCCGACAUUCCCGGCUGGCAGGCUCAACUGGGUCCUCUGAAGCUCAACGAGAUUCCCGGCGAAACAGAACCACAAGCGCCGCUCAAAGAACUCAGUGAAGAGGAGCUGGAGGCAGAGACCUUGGAAGCCUUGCAGUAUAAGCAAACCAUGCUGGAGGAGGAUCUGAAAACCAAGAAGCCCAACCUGAGUUGCAUCAAGGAGUUCAACGAGAAGCGCAUAGUCUACCUGGAUCGCGUCCGUGUCCUGGAGGACAUCACCUCCAAGCGAAACGAGAUGCGCGACAAGUAUGAGGAGGUGCGAAAGCGUCGCUACAAGGAGUUCAUGGAUGGGUUCAGCAUCAUCACGAGAAAGCUCAAGGAGAUGUACCAGAUGAUCACGCUGGGCGGCGAUGCCGAGCUUGAGCUGGUGGACUCCAUGGAUCCCUUCACGGAGGGUGUGAACUUCACGGUGCGACCACCGAAGAAAAGCUGGAAAUACAUCUCGAAUCUCUCAGGCGGUGAGAAGACGCUGUCCUCGCUGGCCCUGGUCUUUGCUCUUCACUACUACAAGCCUUCCCCGCUGUACUUCAUGGAUGAAAUCGAUGCGGCGCUGGAUUUCAAGAAUGUCUCUAUUGUAGGACACUACAUUAAGGAGCGCACGAAGAACGCCCAGUUCAUCAUUGUUUCACUCCGCGUCAACAUGUUCGAGCUGGCCAACUUCUUGGUGGGCAUAUACAAGGUCAGCGACUGCACGGACUCCAUCACCAUGCUAAACUAUCCGCCUGCGCUGCCCAGUCAGCAGACCGCGAUCCCCAACAGUCAGUAUGUGGGCGGGACCAUCGAGCAGGAUGUUACCAUGCAGCCCGACGAGACUCAAACUCAGGAUAGCCAAGCCAGGGCUUCAGAGCAGAUAGUCAGCUUGAUAAGUCAGUUGGGGGGCAGGGAAACCACCUUUGCUCCGCCCUUGGAGAGCACAGGAAGGGACACCACCUUUGCGCAAACUGUGGAGCGAGCCGUCAUCGCGGAGGCCGCGGGCAGAAUAACCACGGAUGUCUCCCUAGACAGUCCGCCCUGCUCCCCACCGCUGGUUAAUGCAUAACUUUAAAUCGAAGACAUAUUUUAAUAUUAGACUACUUAGGCCUGUUCCCUCAUCUUGUAAAGCUCCAUGUUGUAAACUGCUUAUUUUCCUUAUAAUUUGAUUAUUUAAACGCUAAAAUGGACCCAGCGGAAUUGUUUUUUCACAUAAUUUAAGAAAAUGAUGUACCAGCGACAAACCUUUCUUACAUGUUAACAUCGUUUUGUCAAUGUUUUUGUAUUAUUAAACAAAAUUUGUAUAUUAUAACAUUUACAUCCUUAACUAAAGCUA